AUGCAGACGCUGACCGAUGAGAUGAUUCUUGGAAUGAUCGUACCAUUCAUUGGCGAUGCGCAAAGCUUGGCUCGAUUGAGCAGCGUUGACCAACGGUUUCGCAAGAUGCUGAUUGAAGACACCGAUACUUUGCAACGGAUAAUUGAUGAACGAGUGGACGUGUCGCUCUGCAAUAAUGAAUGUUCUACGCUACAAGAGUUGGGAUUGUAUCAGUGUGCUUUAAAAACAGGGCUCUUUGAUGAGAACAGGAUCGGCUUUGAUUUUGCCAGUACAGAUAUUGACGACGAUGACGGAGUGGCGUCUUUGGUGGAAGGAUCCAUGAGACGAGUGGACGAUUUGGCCAGCAUACUGUGCCAGUUUCAAGACGCUAGACUGAUUAUUGAAGCUCAUUGCGGUACUGCCGCGCCGUCGACGAUCGCCCAAGGAUUCUCCAGAGCUCGGGGACACGCUGUUUGUAUGGAGGUGUGUGUUCAGGGUCAGAUGCGAUUCUUGGAAGAUCGCAUCACGGUGAAUCCGUGGGGGAAAAGAGUCUCUUCUAGGGCGAGAACAUCCGAUCAUAAGUACAGAGGCUUGGCGCGAGAAGGGAGAGGCUGGGUAGAGGUUUACUUGGCAAUGGACGACAUGGAGCUUCCCCAAAGACCUUCCUAUUAUGAUGGCCUGCAAGUGAUGGAUGCUGAAGAACGCGGGGUUCCAAUGAUACAUAUUCUUUGGUAG
This is a messenger RNA of Seminavis robusta, 714 nucleotides long. The record is from the annotation of a GenBank genome assembly. Lineage: Eukaryota; Bacillariophyta; Bacillariophyceae; Naviculales; Naviculaceae.